AUGGUUCGCGUCUAUUCACGCCCAGAAGCCGUAAACUCUACUACACACGCCUUAAAAACAGCUGCGAAUGUGCUGGAUCUUCUCCAAGAGUACUUCGGGGUUCCACUCAACAAUGAGAAACAAGAUUUCUUUGCUGUUCCUGUAAUGGACGGUAUGCCUGCAAGUGGUCAAGGGCUCACUUUCAUGCCUGAAGAAGAUCUAUUGGUGAACCCUACCACUGGCACAGUGGAACAGAAAGUGAAAGUAGCACGAGCCCUAAUUAACCAAUUGAGUCGUCAGUGGUUUGGUAACCUUGUGACUCCAUCUGACUGGCAUGCACUAUGGCUGAAUGAGGCUUUUGCUAAUUACAUGGAAUAUUUCUUGCUGGGGAAGUUAUACGAAAACGAGAUUGAUGCGGGAGGGGCCUUGCUGCGUAUGAUUAAGACCGUGAUAGGUGAGGAAAAGUUCCAGAAAGGAGUGCAG
Messenger RNA from Strongylus vulgaris, 462 nucleotides. Lineage: Eukaryota; Metazoa; Nematoda; Chromadorea; Rhabditida; Strongylidae. The record is from the annotation of a GenBank genome assembly.